Molecule: messenger RNA, 925 nt
Organism: Brachypodium distachyon (stiff brome)
Lineage: Eukaryota; Viridiplantae; Streptophyta; Magnoliopsida; Poales; Poaceae
Product: exosome complex component csl4
Exons: 7
Coding region: 56-655 (199 amino acids)
Biological process (GO): RNA processing
Cellular component (GO): cytoplasm; nuclear exosome (RNase complex)
Molecular function (GO): RNA binding
Source: RefSeq, a predicted model, not a curated record
GGCACUGCAAAACCUGCCUCUUCCGCUUUUCCCCAACCCCCAAAGAGAACACCCAAUGGCAGCCACGGCGAUGGAGCACGACGGCGGCGUCGAGGUGGUCACUCCGGGGGAGCUCCUCGGGACCUCCUCGUCCUUCGUAGCCGGGCACGGAGCCUACGCCGACGGCCGCUCCGUGCGCGCUUCGGUCACAGGACACCGCCGCAUCGUGCCUCCCUCUCCCGACUCUCCCGACAAGAGGUCCACGGUGGAGGUGGUCGGGCACAAGGCCCAUGGAGCUGUGCCGCAGCCGGGCAGCGUCGUUAUUGCCCGUGUGACGAAGGUUAUGGCUAGGGUGGCUUCUGCAGAUAUAAUGUGUGUUGACUCAAAGGCUGUCAAGGAAAAGUUCACUGGCAUGAUAAGGCAGCAAGAUGUUCGUGCAACUGAGAUUGAUAAGGUGGAUAUGUACCAGUCAUAUCGACCUGGCGACAUUGUUAGAGCUCUGGUUCUCUCUCUUGGCGAUGCAAGGGCAUACUACCUUUCAACUGCCAAGAAUGAACUCGGAGUUGUUUCUGCCCAAAGUAUAGCUGGCGGUAUGCUGGUCCCAACCAGUUGGACUGAGAUGCAAUGCGAAUUGACUGGCCAAAUUGAGCAAAGAAAAGUUGCAAAAGUGGAAUAGACUUCUUAUUUACUAUGGCAGAUAGGAAAGUUAUGGUGGUGUACAAGGAGUAUGUUUGAUCAACAAUCGCUGUGUCCAUGGAGUAAUCAAGAUGGGGCUCGUUUAGCUUUACUCGUGUUGCAUGAUUUCGAGUACACGGCGAUCCUGAUUAAAUGAGGGAGCGUGUAAUACAGUUAUGCCUUUUUUGUGCGAAUACAGUUACGCUUCUUGAAUGUAUUUUAGGCCUUUUUCGGGUCAAGAAUUUCAAUGAGAUCCUGAUGUUUCGUGUUC